This is a messenger RNA of Naumovozyma castellii, 1716 nucleotides long. RefSeq names its product DNA-binding transcription factor CRZ1 (gene CRZ1). Lineage: Eukaryota; Fungi; Ascomycota; Saccharomycetes; Saccharomycetales; Saccharomycetaceae. The record is from RefSeq and is a predicted model, not a curated record. The coding region runs from base 1 to 1716 and encodes 571 amino acids. The transcript has a single exon.
AUGAGCGGUUCUAACGCAAGCACAAACAAUUUGGAUCUGGAUCUAAACUUUGACUUCAAACUGGAUACAGAUAUGAACAGUAACACUACACGCCCGAACGAGCAAGAACAACAACAACAACAGCAACCUUCCUCAUCUGUCUCUCAGAUAAAGCACGAGUCAUCCUCAACCAUGUCUCCCCGCGACGCAAAUAUUUUUGAACAAUACUUAUUGAAUAACCAAAUUGCAAACUCCAUAAUCAAUAACACCAACAAUAUUACGCGAAAGCAAUCUGCUACCACGGACAGAACUAACAAAUAUGAAUCGCCAUCUAGCGAAUCCAACUCAAAUUCACCCUCCUUCUUACAAAAUCCUAUCUUUAAAUUGGAAAAUAACGAUAUCAAUAUGAAUAUCUUACAAUCUGAAUUAUCAAACCCACCAGUACAACAAACAAGACUAUCGAUAUCAAGUAACGCACCCACACAAUACCUCUCACCAACAAGUACGGAUCGACCCACAUUGAAUGACACCAGCUUGUCAUCACCAUACACUUCACCAUACGUCAAGAACGCGAAUUUGGCUGUCUCUCCCACGAUAUCAUACUUGUCACCCGCGGAUUUAAGUAAUAAUAAUACAUCCUUGACGGACGUCGAGGGAGAUAAUGACGAUCUAUUAAGUAUAUAUUCCAAUAACAGCUCCAACUUCAUGCUCCCAUUGAACGAUGAAGGUUUGAAAUAUAUCUCCAAUCUGGAUGAUAUGGACCUUAUCAUCAAUGGAGGCUCAUACAAUGACGAAUUGAACCAAUUUUAUGAAUCUUUGAAUCCGGUAAAACAGGAAGAUGGACAGAAUUUCAAUUUUGAACCCCAGACUAUCACGUCAAACACACAGCAACAACCGGUACCACUGAUAAAUACUCCAAUUAUUUCCAUUCAGGAGUUUCAAGAAAAUUUUAAUAGUACCAACAACCAACAGCAACAACAGUUCAUAUCGUCACCUAUUAACGACGACGACAACAACAACCUCUUGAACCCAUUUGUAAUAGAAGAAGCAAACGAUACGCAAAGGAAUGACGAUAUAAUAACCGCAAGAAAGGCAAGAAGGAAAAGUAGAAGUGGAACCAGCUCCCGUAGAUCUUCCUCGGUGCACCACCAUCACAACCAUAAUCACCAUGGUCAUCAUCACACACCAGAGGAGAAGGCACGAUCCAUAAGUGAGAAUAGAGAGAAACUACUAGAAAUGGCGGAUCUCUCCACAGCGACACAUUCAGAUGACGAUGAGGAAAGUAAUGAAUCUGAAAAUGUUGUAAUAGAGAAAAGUCCUAGGAAAGCAAGAAGAAAAAGCUCUCAGACUACCGGUCGAUCAGGUUCUGGUGCAUAUGCUUGCGAGUUAUGUGAUAAGACGUUUACGAGGCCUUAUAAUUUGAAAUCUCAUUUAAGAACACAUACUAAUGAGAAACCAUUUGUUUGUAAUAUUUGCGGGAAGGCAUUCGCAAGACAACAUGAUAGGAAACGUCAUGAGGAUCUUCAUACGGGAAAGAAAAGAUAUGUGUGUGGAGGGGUUUUAAAGAAUGGGACGCCCUGGGGGUGUCACAAGAAAUUUGCUCGUAGUGAUGCCCUGGGGAGACAUUUCAAGACUGAUUCCGGUAGAAAAUGUAUUGCCCCCUUGUAUGAAGAGGCUCAAUUAGAAAAGGCAAUGAAUGGCGAUCAUACGGAAAUUGACGUGGGUCUCGGAAUAUGA